Molecule: messenger RNA, 1277 nt
Organism: Marasmius oreades (fairy-ring Marasmius)
Lineage: Eukaryota; Fungi; Basidiomycota; Agaricomycetes; Agaricales; Marasmiaceae
Exons: 6
Coding region: 42-959 (305 amino acids)
Biological process (GO): regulation of transcription by RNA polymerase II; positive regulation of DNA-templated transcription, elongation
Cellular component (GO): nucleus; cyclin/CDK positive transcription elongation factor complex
Molecular function (GO): cyclin-dependent protein serine/threonine kinase activator activity
Source: RefSeq, a predicted model, not a curated record
AUCGCUCUCACCGUACCAACAUAUGUCCGCAAUCCUAUGAGAUGUCAAUAAAGGACGGACCAAGAGCAAAUAAAUCCCCCAGACAAUGGAUAUUUCCUCUCUCAGCACUACAACAAGCACCUACACCGUAUCCGGUCCACAAGUUUCUAUAUGAUUUGGCGAGAGGCGUAGAGUUCCUGUAUAGGCUCGGUACUUCGCUAAAGUUACCAUCUCCUGCACUUUUUACUGCUGCAACCUGGCUACAUCGGUUUUACAUGCGUUAUUCCAUGGAAGAUUUUCAUCGGCAGGACGUAGCAGCGUCGUGUAUUUUUCUUGCAACCAAAACUGAGGAGUGUGGGCGGAAGCUGAGAGAUGUGGCAGUCGUUUACCAUGCGAAGGUCUCAGGGAUAGCCGUGGACCAAAUACCGACGGAUUCCUCGGAAGUCGAUCAGUACCAGAGUAACAUCCUCCUCACAGAAGAAUAUUUGCUGGAAGCCAUAUGUUUCGAUUUCACUGUUGAAAGCCCCCAUGCCGACCUCGUCGAUUUGUUCAGUGCAGGACCGCAGGACCUAGUAUUACAAGACUAUGCUUGGACGCUUGCUCAUGAUUCAUACCGAACUCCACUGUGUCUCUUCUUUCCGCCGUUCAUAAUAGCGGUCGCGUGCUAUACUCUCGCUCAACGUCUGGCGGAUGGACCCAACUCGCCUUCCCUGGAUGCACGAAUAUCAUUCGCAGCGCCCUCUGCGUCUUUACCCACUCCACCGUCACAUAAAGCUGUUUCACCAGAUCAGACACGUUGGGCGAUUGAUUUCUUUGCGUUGACAGAGGAAGGGUUGGGUGAUGUCGCUGAGGCGUUGAGCAUACUUCUCGAAUUCUACUCGUCACAGAACUUGACGGCUAAUCCACAUCUCGCCACUGUUGCUUCGGUUCGUGGUCUUUUUUUUUUCUCUUGUUUUUUUCUUUCGGGCCCUGGUGCAUGAGACUGAUAGCCUUUCCCCCCGAGUUUAGAUACCACCACCUACGGUGGCGUCAAAUCGAGAGCGCCUUUAUUCGCCUGUCAGUGUCAAUCCUCCUCAUCCUCCACCACUUGUGGAUGGACACACCAAUAACGAUGUUUCCGGUCGGACUCCUAGCUCGUCUCAUGGUGGGAAUACACCUGGUAAAGUGCUUGGAUAGCUUGGGGCGAAAGAGCUCAUAGGGAUUCUAAUCGUUACCGAAGCUUAGUCGCGGUAAUGGUCAUUUUUGAUGUAAUGAUGUACAUUAUUCACUUAUGAACAACCGACAUAACUGUUCUGCAG